AGCUCCCGCAGCUCGUGCUCGUUGCCGAUCAUCCAGCGGCCGUUCUCAACACCAAAAAUCAUCGCACGCUCGCCCUCUCUCUUCGCCCCCGUGCGAGCCCAAUCUGGUUUCCGCCCCUCGCGUCCUUCCUCUCCUGCCCUCCGCUCCCUGGGCAUCUCGAGCCCGUCGUUGUCUACGGCUUCUGCUUCCUUCCCGUCUCACCGUCUCCCCCCUCCCCGCCUGGCUGGGCGACGGUGCUUCUGUGACACUGUGUUCUGCCCGACUCGCCCACCCCUCCAGCUGCAAUGGCCGCAGCCUCGAGCCCGUCCUUGACCCGUAUUCGUCGCGAGCGCGUGGUGCAGCCCUCGUCCCUCCGCCUGUCCCGUCUCCUCGCUCCGCUCAUCUUCGCGCUCACAGAUGUCCCCUUCUCGUACGCAGCGCCGCUGCUGCACGCGCACAAUCACGGCGUCGAGCCCGCGCCCGCGGAGGACGCCAGCCUGUGGAUCUACUUGGGCACCGCAGUGGCAUUGGUCCUUCUCGGAGGCGUCUUUGCCGGCUUGACUAUCGCCUUGAUGGGCCAGGACGAGAUCUACCUCCAAGUCCUGGCCGCCUCCGGCGAAGGCUCCGAGCGACGCAACGCGAAGAAAGUGCUCAAUCUGCUGAAACGCGGCAAGCACUGGGUUCUGGUCUCGCUGCUGCUCGGCAACGUCAUCACAAACGAGACCCUGCCCAUUGUCUUGGACAGGUCGCUCGGUGGAGGCUGGCCAGCCGUGCUGAGCUCGACCGUGUUGAUCGUCAUCUUCGGUGAAAUCGCGCCCCAGUCCGUCUGUGUCCGCUACGGCCUGCCCAUUGGCGCCUGGUGCGCUCCUCUCGUCCUCUCGCUCAUGUGGAUGCUCAGCCCGGUUGCAUGGCCGACCGCGAAGCUCCUCGAUUACCUGCUCGGCGAAGACCAUGGCACCGUAUACAAGAAAGCAGGCCUGAAGACGCUCGUCACCUUGCACAGGACACUUGGCGAGAGUCCAACCGAGAGAUUGAACCAGGACGAGGUCACGAUCAUCAGCGCCGUGCUUGACCUGAAGGACAAGCCGGUGGGUGCCAUCAUGACACCCAUCUCGGACGUCUUCACCCUGUCUCUCGAUACCGUCCUCGACGAAGCUAUGAUGGACAAGAUCCUUGCAGAGGGAUAUUCAAGAAUACCAAUCUACGCCGUCAACAACCCCCGUGACUUUGUGGGAAUGCUGCUCGUCAAGAUGCUCAUCACGUACGACCCUGAGGAUGCCCUCCGUGUGCGCGACUUCCAGCUCGCAACUUUACCCGAGACCCGACCCGAGACCAGCUGUCUCGACAUCAUGAACUUCUUCCAGGAGGGCAAGUCUCACAUGGUUCUCGUGUCCGACUACCCUGGCGAACCGCGCGGUGCGCUCGGUGUCCUCACGUUGGAGGACGUCAUCGAGGAAUUGAUUGGCGAAGAGAUUGUCGACGAGAGCGACGUAUUCGUAGAUGUACACAAGGCAAUCCGGAGACUGAAACCGGCGCCUUUCAACCGGAUACGCCGUGUGGAAAAAGGUGAGAUCGUCACUGAUCCGGAUCCUCAGGUUCCCGACACCGAGCAGGAGGGCGACAUGGACGCCGAACGGAGAUCGAGAAAGGGCUCCUUCGCCGAAAGCGGCAGCAGAAAGGCCUCGCUCGAACUAGGGAGGAGCCCGACCCACGGCCAGACACUGUACUUGAGAAGAAAAAGCAGCGGCGGUGAGCAGGUUUCGGUUCGUUCGGAUACCGAGGAGAUGAGACAGCAUCUGCGCGCCCAUCUGGGCCCAUCCAACGUAGCGUCACGGCCGAAAAGCACAAGGAUUGGCACCGUCAAGAUCAAGCCUGGCCUGGGACAGAUGACAACUCUGCCGGAGACCCAGCAGCUGCCAGCCGACGGACGGCCCCCUCCGGAACGCGUGCGGACGGAUGAAGUUCUCGAAACGGAUGACGAGGCGAACGAAACCACUAGUCUUCUCUCUGCCGGGCGCGAAGCAAGCGAUGCCACUCAUGCCAUUGGCUACGGGGCGUUCAGCAGCCCAACAGCCAAGACGAAGGACAUGAAAGUUUCGAGCCUUGUUCGAGCCCAAACAAAUGGCUAUCAGCCGGAGGAACCGUCGCCACUGCGAAAUGGAAGCGUUGAUACCUCGCCACAAAAUUCACGGUCACGCAAGUCAUCUCACAGUCGUCAUCUUCAGACGCCUCCCAAGAUGGUCAUCGACCUCAGCUCAUCCAAGGACGACGUAAAGCAAAGACAUGCUGAUGACGAGCACUCUCCCAAGCCGCCCAAAGACGAGACGCUUAAAAAUUCCAGCUACGUUGCUGUAUCAGCAGCGGACGGCUCCGGCAGCCCAGCUGGAUCUGCUUCUGUUGUUGGUAGUCUGCACUCAAUCGACAGCGAAGAGCCGAGAAAGAAACGGCUCAGCGCAAGAAGUGGUAGCAUAACUGAGCAGGUUGUCGAAGUGGAUGGUGUACGAAAAAUCAUUCUCGAAACCACGAGCUCGAGUGACGAGGUUGAACAGGAGGAGGCGCAUGUUGAUGUCAAAAAGACUAGCGAAGAGUCUGCAGACAAGAAGAAGAAGAAGAGGAAGAAGAGAGCGGGCAAAAAGAAGCACAAGAAGGACGAGAGCGGUGAAUCAGCGCCACUGCUGGGUGGCGCGAAAUCCAAGUGAAGCAGAGAGCGGACGGAAAAGAGUCGAGCGUUCCACGACCCGGUUCUCUUUGCAAUUCAUGCUUUCAGCAGAAUUACGGCUGUUUCAGGGCGGACGGUCCGCGCAAAAGAUGGAGAAACAGGACUACGAGAAUGUCCAUGUCUAGUUGGCGAAGCUAGAUAUUCCAUCGGAUGACUUUUUCUUUUCGCGGCCUCAGUACGGGUGGAUUUAGCGAUGUACUAUUACCUGUGAUAUGCACACAAACAUAAAAAGUCGAUUCUAAGUUGCU
Verruconis gallopava is the source of this 2946-nucleotide messenger RNA. RefSeq lists its product as uncharacterized. Bases 285 to 2678 code for a protein of 797 amino acids. Gene Ontology annotation, biological process: magnesium ion homeostasis. The record is from RefSeq and is a predicted model, not a curated record. The transcript is spliced from 3 exons. NCBI's taxonomy places the organism in Eukaryota, Fungi, Ascomycota, Dothideomycetes, Venturiales, Sympoventuriaceae. Gene Ontology annotation, cellular component: intracellular membrane-bounded organelle.